CUACUCGCCUAUUUAAUAUUGCAAAAGAGUGUUGAAAUUAUAAAAGCUGCUCAUCUUGCAGUCAUAUUUAAUUGAGACUGAGACUGAUUCAUAAUCAUUUGCAUGGAAUUUCAAUGCUUUUUGAACUUUUGUUGUCAUGAUUAAGAAAUCUAGUGCAUGGCCAUUGACGCGUUACAUACUUUUUUGAUUUUCCUGUAGUAAAAAUGACAGGAGAGCAUCAUUCAAGAUUCGCACUCAACUCAAUCAAUGUUUAAUGGAAUUCUGUGGUCCAAUGGCAGAAAUCGCCCAUAAAGUGUAUACUUAAACUACGAUUUUCAUUGCCAUUAGGUGUGAAUAUAAAUUUGCGAAAACGCCAAAAUCAAUGAUGGUGGCGAUAAUGGCGAUACGAAAGGGAAUAAGUUCGCAGUAUCCGUUUUUCUUUGAAUUUCCCCUUGUCACUUUGUGGAAAUGCAUUUUUUAAAAAAUUAUUUGGACACUGUUGUUGUACAGAUUAAAGAAAAAACAGAGCUUAAUUUGUAUUUAAACCUGGUCUAGUGCCAAAGAUUUAACAAAAGUUUCCAAACAGUGAGAUUACGAUAGUAUUUUUGUUGUUCCACGGAAAUCUCUGUUAAAUUCUUUAUGCUGUCCUCAUCUCUGCAGGUCUAUUGCAAUUGGAGCGGGUAGAAGUAGACUUAAGGACAGGAAUGUUUUAACCAUCUCUUUCUUUUGUCUCUUGCGGAAAAGAUUCCGAGGUUAGGUGUUUCAUGUUCCUUUCAAUUCACCUAAAAGGAAAGAGAUGAAGGAAGCACAUCAUUUUAAUGGCCGACCUAAAUGUAACGUGACUGUUAAAAUGAGUGUAUUUUAUGAUUCGUACCAGAAAUUUACGUAGUCGAAUAGACCGCGGACAAGGACUAGUACCUAUCAAAUUGGUGGUAAAAUAAUUGUUGUACUUGUUUUACCCUAGCUCAGCUCAUUACUGUUUGCAGGUAACUAAAUAAGGGGCCACAGACUGUUAGAUUUAAGGCCCGGGACUUUGUGACCGAAUUUGCAAUUUUGCCGACGGCUAAGAGAAAUUGCGCGGCUUCCGUGCAGACUUUUCAGUUUGAAAUUUUUUGCCAGCGACGUCGUGAACUGUGAAGUCCGUCAGAGGUCUCAGAUGCUGAUUUGUCAAGCUCUGUUAGCUGUUACGACAUGGACAUGUGCGGAGUUUCAGUGAUGGGAAAAAUUUGGGAGCAGUUUGUCUCCCGUAACCGAGGCAAAUGCUAAAGAUUUUGACAAACGUUUACUCAAAUAUGUCAGAGGAAAUGAAUAGAUAAUUUAUGGGAUCUCCGCCAAAACAGCGGAACGGCUAUCUAGUCCGCCUACUUCAAUAAAUUAUCUAGCGGAAGAUUAUCUGUAAUGUAUUUAGCAGAGCAUUGAUGGCCUGUCAGGGGUGCCCGCCAAAAGACGGCGCCAGAGGAGGCCCCAGGCCUCGAUUAAGAAACAAAAUUUUGAAUUAAAGAAAUCGUAAUUAAUGUCAGUAGCAAGCGAGAGCGCAAUAUUUUUGCUCUCCUCGUUAUGCGCUCACUUUUUUACACACGCUAUUCACCGUAAAUAUUUUGUUGCUGUAGUUUCGGGCUCCUCCGAUUUAAGUCAAUGGUAGAUUACUGUCAUUUGACUCGAUGUGGGAGGAAAACAGAAAAGUAUUUGCUUUAUGUGAUGGCAUACGGAGGGCGGUAGAUAAGGAUGAUGGAAUGGAAGCGUCUGAGCAAAUUUAGAAAAGAGAACAAAUUUAUAUUCCGCUCAACAAUUUUUCCCCUGUUUGUUUGCGCUGGAAUGCUCUAUUCGCGCCAUUGGAAGAUAUAUUAAAAUUUGGCUUAUUUGCAGAAUGAGUUGUAAGUGAGUAGAAUCCCUAACAAAAUUGCGGUCACAAUUGAGAAGAAGGAUGGAGUGCAAAACAGAGGAGGAGACAUCUGUUGGAAAGAGGGAGCAUUUCGAGACCCCAGCAAAGCCUCCACGCGGAAGCCACGGCCGCUCUCACAGCGCUCCAGAAAAUGAAGCUGAUCACUGGGAUGUAUCACCUCAAGCAUUUCAUAAUAUAAAAGCGGGUUGGAAAAGGAUGAAAAGAAGUAUUGAUAUUACAAAAAGGAAUGCUUCUCGAAAGGAUCGGCAGACCUCUUUGGAAAAAGAUGUUGCCCUGCUUGAGAUGAAGUUGCAGGGUCAGUUGGCAGUGAGGGAGGCUUUGGAGAAUGCCUUGGGUCAAGUCUCAACUAUUGAUAAUUCAGAAAAUGGACGCUAUAUUCCCAAGCAAACUGAAGAAAUGAUCAGGGAGAUUGCAGAACUAGAGUCUGAAGUGCAACGCCUUGAACAACAUCUUCUUUUGCUCUAUCGUAAAGUCUUUGAACAUAAUGUUUCAAAUAAUCCUUCAACAUCAAUCUCUCAAGAAGAUUAUUCUAGUCAAAAAAGUUAUUCCGGUCCAUUGCAACCAACCAAUGGAUUCCUAAGCUUGCUAAAGCAGAGUAGUAAUCUGGUUCAGCGUAGCCAAUCGUCCCUGUCCCAGAGUUCUACUAGUUCCUUGCAGCAGCUGGCAGGUGGGUUGAGUAGACAAAUGCACUCAGAUUUUCUAGUUCAACGCAGUCAUUCAUCUCUUUCUUCUACAAGUUCAGCAGUGAAAUUUUCCCCUCCUUUGUAUAAUUCACCACAAUCUGGUCUGGAACGCAGCUCUCACUCACAACCUCUAUGCUUGGCACAGGAACUUGAGGGUCGUGUGGCCCGUCUUGCUGAUCAUUUGGGGACUAGUAUUGCAAACCAUGUUGAUGAAUCACCUAAUAGGCUUUCUGAAGAUCUGGUACAUUGUAUGGCCGCAAUCUAUUGUAAACUUGCUGAACCUCCUCUGCCAAAUAUAGGUUUCUCAAGCUCUCCAACUUCAUCUUUGUCUUCAUCAAGCACAUUUUCCCCACGGGAUCAAUGUGAGGCUUGGAGCCCGAGUGGCAAGAAUGAUGGGCAGUGUGAUGCAAAGUUGGUUGAUCAAUGUGAUAUAAAGCUGACCGAUCCUUUCCAAGUCAAGCGUACAAAAAAAGGUGUAGGAGCAUAUGCUUCAAUGGUAGAAGUACCUUGGAUUUGUGUGGACAAUGAUCGCUUAAGUUAUGCAGCUAGGAUGCUUCACACUUUCAAGUCCUAUGUUCGGCGGUUGGAAAAGGUUGAUCUUAAAGGGCUUAAACAUGAAGAGAAGCUUGCUUUUUGGAUCAAUAUUUACAAUGCUCUAAUGAUGCAUGCUUAUUUGGCUUAUGGAAUACCUCGCAAUCAUUUGAAAAGAGCACAAUUACUAUUAAAGGCUGCAUACAAAGUGGGAGGUCAUUCUAUAAAUGCACAUAUCAUAGAGAGCAUCCUAGGAUGCCGCUUGCAUCGUCCUUCACAGUGGUUGCAGACAUUGCAGACACUACUUUCAGCUGGGAUGAAGUUCAGAGCAGGAGAUGAGCGACAAGCAUGCACUCUCAACCAUUCAGAACCUCUUGUGUGCUUUGCUCUUUGCUGUGGGGGGCAUUCAGAUCCUGCGGUACGUGUUUACACAGCAAAGAACAUCUACCAAGAGCUUGAAGCUGCAAAAGAAGAGUACAUUCAUGCAAGUGUUGGUGUUAGCAAGGCGGGCAAAGUUAUGCUGCCAAAACUUUUAGAGGGCUUUGCUCAUGAUUCAUCUCUAAGUUUAUCCAGCCUUUUGGAUAUUGUGUGUCGGUGUUUACCAGAAACUCAACGUGCUGAUUUCAGGAAGUGUUCUCUAAACAAGCCUCAUAAGAGCAUUGAAUGGUUGCCUUACAAUUUCAACUUCAGAUACAUAUUUUCCAGAGAGUUGGCAAAAUGGACCCCGCCUCUUCUUUCAUGACAUGAAAGGCUAGGAGGUUAAGAGGACAGUGAUGUUUCAGCUAUUCAUGAGAUUUUUUGUUUGACUUGGAGCCGUUACUGAUGUCAGGAAUUGGAGGCAGCCUUACUUCCCACUAGUGUUAUAUGCAGUGGUAAUGAAGUGGGAAAAUGUGUUUGAUUCUACAUUCUACUUCGACCACUGACCUUCAGAGGAUUGAUUUGCAGGUUGUGUUCUUAGGUGUAUCAUAACAACCAAAAUUUCAAAUUGUAUAAGGUGGCUGUACUCUGAGGGACUAGUCUUAGAAUGUGCCAAGGUUGUUUAUGGAAUGGAGGAAAAAAUCAAUGUGUAUCAGUUUAAAGAAUGUGAAAGCAAAUUUUCAAUUCAGAUGUGUUUUUACAUGGCCAGAACAGGGAAAUGCGGAGGGAAGACGUCGGAGCACUCUGUUUUUUGCACUUCCACUUACAGGGAACGCUAUUAGUCAUGGCAAUGGCUGUAGACCAUGACAAAACAGUGAAAACAUGGAUAUGGUUUUGAUUCCACUUCAUAUUGAUAAUAUACAAAUGUACCAUUGUGCCCCAUAUAAGUUGUAAGUAUCUUCGCUUUCAUUGAAAUGAUCAAAUAAUCACAAAUUUGAACAUUGGAAUGCAUAAUUUUACAUAUUAUUAAUAAAAUAUAGUCCUUUUAGUUUUUGUACAAAUUUUUAAGAUACUGGAAAGUUAAUAUAUUACCAAAGGCUACACAGCCAUCAUGCAAUUUCAGUAAGAAAAAUCAAACGCGGGUUCAGCGAUUUUGUGGAAUGCAUUCCUUUUGUUGAAUAGUCUGAACUGGAGGCUCCUUUUUUAUAUUAUCAACUGCUAAAGGAAGACUGGAAGUUUUUGAAAGGUGUAAUUUCAUUGGGUUCGACCGCAACCAUUGAAUAUAUCUAAUUUCUGGAGUAUUUUCUUUGCAUUAAUGGGCAUCUCACGUUUCACAUUUCUACAUCAA
Molecule: messenger RNA, 4801 nt
Organism: Cryptomeria japonica (Japanese cedar)
Lineage: Eukaryota; Viridiplantae; Streptophyta; Pinopsida; Cupressales; Cupressaceae
Exons: 14
Coding region: 1904-3838 (644 amino acids)
Source: RefSeq, a predicted model, not a curated record